Molecule: messenger RNA, 2946 nt
Organism: Cuscuta europaea
Lineage: Eukaryota; Viridiplantae; Streptophyta; Magnoliopsida; Solanales; Convolvulaceae
Source: the annotation of a GenBank genome assembly
CAAAAUACACUCGGUCUCUGUGACAAACCGUCCGGGACACUUCUGACAUUUAAAUUUGAGCUGGGUCAUAACCAUAGAGAAAAAUAAGCGAUUCCCCGCCGGAUCCAGAUUUUAGAGCUGCCUAUAUUUCAAUACUGCGCGGAAGAGUAUUCCUUCCCUAUUCUCUAUGAUAAUCGCCAACUUUACACGUAUUGAAGAUGUUAUAGCAGUUAGAUCACAUAGAUAUACAUGUAUGACUACAAAUAAAAGGAGAAACCGGGAGAAAGAGCGGGUCACCUUAAUCCUGCGAUUUUCUAGAAGCUUUCGGAUCCUCCACAUUUCACAUUCACGUGUCUAUUCUAUUUCAUUCAUCAUCUUUCCAGCCCUAUAUUGCAAUUUGCACGGACAGUUUCUGUGUUUAUUUUCUGUUUUUACAAAUUUCUGUUCGACUUUAGGGUGAAAAUCGACCAGAUUCUCGGUUUCUUGCAUAAAGUUUUCUGCUUUAAGAAUUGCCUUUAACCCUUUCAUGCACUCCAUAAAACAUAGCCUUUAAGUCAUUGUGAUAUUGCCAUAUUGGACGGUGUGAUUGGGAAAGAUUGGUGUGUUGUCAUUAUUUAGAUCUCUGGAGGGAUUGGAAUGGACAUCCCGGAGACGUAGUAAAUAGAAAGCACGCUAAUGACAUUGGAAAUCAGGAAAAGAUAUAAUACACAAAUUGGUUAGGGUGGUUUGGAUUUUCUGUGAGAAAGUUCAUUCAUUUCGUUGGAGAAAAGGGGAAAAGAAAUGACUUUAGGGCUGUCUUCUUUGUUCUCCAAGACGGAAUUGCUCACGUCUGACCAUGGUUCGGUUGUGUCAAUGAACCUCUUUGUCGCGCUGCUUUGCGCAUGCAUUGUUCUUGGACAUCUACUAGAGGAGAACCGUUGGGUGAACGAGUCCAUUACUGCACUUAUACUUGGUUUAUGCACAGGAGUUGUUAUUUUACUCCUUAGCGGGGGAAAGAGUUCCCAUCUUUUUGUCUUUAGUGAAGAUCUUUUCUUCAUAUAUCUCCUUCCGCCAAUAAUAUUCAAUGCUGGGUUUCAGGUGAAGAAGAAGCAAUUUUUCGUGAACUUCAUGACUAUAAUGCUGUUUGGAGCUGUUGGUACACUGAUUUCAUGUGCUAUUAUAUCAGUUGGUGCUGUCGAGAUAUUCAAGAAAUUGAAAAUUGACUUUCUGGAUUUUGGAGAUUAUUUAGCAAUUGGUGCAAUAUUUGCUGCAACCGAUUCUGUUUGUACAUUGCAGGUGCUCAGUCAAGAUGAGACACCCCUACUUUACAGUCUUGUGUUUGGAGAGGGAGUUGUCAAUGAUGCUACAUCAGUGGUGCUUUUCAAUGCUAUUGAAAGUUUUGACAUGUCAAGUUUUGAUCCCAAGAUUGGGCUUCAUUUUCUUGGAAACUUCUUAUAUUUAUUUCUCAUGAGCACUUCUCUGGGUGUGGCAACUGGACUGCUCAGUGCUUAUAUUAUCAAAAAGCUAUACUUUGGGAGGCACUCUACGGAUCGUGAGGUUGCCCUUAUGAUUCUCAUGGCUUACUUGUCCUAUAUUAUGGCUGAGUUAUUUUAUCUCAGUGGCAUACUUACAGUAUUCUUCUGUGGAAUUGUCAUGUCCCAUUAUACCUGGCACAAUGUGACUGAGAGUUCAAGGAUCACUACUAAGCAUUCCUUCGCAACUCUAUCAUUUGUCGCCGAGACAUUUAUCUUUCUCUAUGUUGGUAUGGAUGCCUUAGAUAUUGAGAAGUGGAAGUUUGUCAGUGAUAGCCCUGGACUCUCGGUUGCAGUUAGCUCAAUAUUGGUAGGACUUAUCCUAGUAGGCAGAGCUGCCUUUGUCUUUCCCCUAUCGUUUUUAUCCAACUUAGCAAAGAAAAAUACUUCUGACAAGAUAUCCUUCAGGCAGCAAAUAAUAAUUUGGUGGGCUGGUCUAAUGAGAGGUGCUGUCUCAAUAGCACUUGCGUAUAAUAAGUUUACAAGUAAAGGGCACACACAAGUGCAAGAGAAUGCAAUAAUGAUUACCAGUACUGUUACUGUUGUUCUAUUCAGCACAAUGGUAUUUGGCUUUAUGACAAAACCUCUUAUAAGUCUGUUGCUACCUUUACACAAGCAGUCAACUAGUGCUUUCUCAUCAAUGACAACAUCUGAAUCUGGUACUCCGAGGGACUUCACUGUUCCACUUCUUGACAACCUACACGAUUCAGAAAACAGUCUAAAUGACACAUCCGCGGAUGUUCCUCGACCUACUGCCUUACGCAUGCUUCUAAGCACACCGACUCAUACUGUGCAUCGCUAUUGGCGUAAGUUUGAUGAUUCGUUUAUGCGGCCUGUUUUUGGUGGGAGGGGAUUUGUUCCCUUUGUUCCAGGCUCACCAACUGAGGGGGGUGUGAGCCCUAGUUGAGGUACAAAUGCAAGAAGUUUAAAGAAAAUGCAACACUAUAUGAAAAGGACAUCUUAUCAAGAAAGGGUAGUCAACUAGUCAAGCUCACAAUUUUAAGACGGCUGGCGAUUAGCAUUUGCAUCCCUAAGUUGUUAAUAUCUGGGUGAAAUUGUGAAUUUUCUUACUGUCAUAGUUGAGCCUGACUGCCCCAUUUAGGGUUGAUGUAAGUUAUAGGCCUCAAGAACUCAACCCCAGAGAAUGUUCUGUCCAAAGGUCAGUGAUUCUCAAUAAAGUUAUUCUGUAAUUGUGUAUAUGUGCUGGUGCAUUUUUAGGCAUCGUAUAUGACCUUUAUCUUCAACAUUAUCCCUCCAAACUCCAAAGGAUGGGUUCUUCUCCGCAUUGAGGAAGCCAUGUGCACCCUGCAUGUCAUGAAGGGUUCUACUCCAAAAAUAAGGUCAAGUCGGGUUUGUUUAUAUUUAUCUAAUCCUUAAAUAUGUCCCUCAGUUGAUCUUUUCGGUCUCUUCUUUUGUGCUCUUUGAUUGAAAUGAUGAAAUAAAAAAGAUCCAAACU